ACUCGCGAGACGCGCUCAUUGUUAGGUCGCACCUGUCAUGACAGCAUGGUGACCGACGUUCCGCUACCGUUCGCCGGACCGCGACGCCGAAUACUGCGCACGGUGCUCGUCUGCUCUUCCUUUCUCUUCUUCUGCUCCUUCGCCUUCUCGUCGACGGCAGCGUCUUCACAGAUACAGAUUGACGAGUCCGUGCCAGUGGAGGAGGCGACGGUGGUGCUGGCCGAGGUGGCGCGCCUGCCCUGCUCGCUGGAGCCGCCCGACGCCGACGACCAAGUGGCACUCGUCAUCUGGUUCAAGGACGACAACGCCUCCCCCAUCUACAGCGUGGACGCACGCGGGCGCGUGCCGUCGCACUGGGCGGACGACCGGCGCCUCGGCGGGCGCUCCUUCUUCCGGCUGGCUGGCGACCGGCCUCCCGGCCCGCACCUGGCCAUCGAGGGCGUGCGCGUCGCCGACGCCGGCUCCUACCGCUGCAGGGUCGACUUCCGCCGAUCGCCCACCCGCAACUCCGUCGUCCGGCUCACCGUAAUCGGUGAGUGA
Messenger RNA from Schistocerca nitens (vagrant locust), 540 nucleotides. RefSeq lists its product as uncharacterized. The transcript has 3 exons. The record is from RefSeq and is a predicted model, not a curated record. Lineage: Eukaryota; Metazoa; Arthropoda; Insecta; Orthoptera; Acrididae. The coding region runs from base 46 to 540 and encodes 164 amino acids.